Messenger RNA from Macaca mulatta (Rhesus monkey), 2077 nucleotides. RefSeq names its product UTP6 small subunit processome component (gene UTP6). Gene Ontology annotation, biological process: maturation of SSU-rRNA from tricistronic rRNA transcript (SSU-rRNA, 5.8S rRNA, LSU-rRNA). Gene Ontology annotation, molecular function: protein binding; snoRNA binding. The record is from RefSeq and is marked provisional. Gene Ontology annotation, cellular component: small-subunit processome; Pwp2p-containing subcomplex of 90S preribosome. Lineage: Eukaryota; Metazoa; Chordata; Mammalia; Primates; Cercopithecidae.
GGCUGGAUCUCCGAACCUGAAAUCCGGAGCUUCGUACUCGUGUUCGUUGUUGAGGAGCUCCCCACCGGGUUGUAGAGUUCGGACCUCAUGGCAGAGAUAAUUCAGGAGCGCAUAGAAGAUCGGCUCCCGGAAUUGGAACAGCUGGAGCGCAUUGGACUGUUCAGUCAUGCGGAGAUUAAGGCUAUCAUUAAGAAGGCUUCUGAUCUAGAGUACAAAAUCCAGAGAAGAACCCUUUUCAAGGAAGACUUUAUCAAUUAUGUUCAAUAUGAAAUUAAUCUUUUGGAGCUGAUCCAAAGAAGAAGAACACGCAUUGGAUAUUCAUUUAAGAAGGAUGAGAUUGAGAAUUCUAUUGUACACCGGGUACAAGGUGUUUUCCAGCGUGCCUCAGCAAAAUGGAAAGAUGAUGUUCAACUUUGGCUCUCCUAUGUGGUUUUUUGUAAGAAGUGGGCUACUAAAACUCAACUUAGCAAGGUAUUCUCUGCCAUGUUGGCGAUUCAUUCCAACAAACCAGCUUUGUGGAUUAUGGCAGCCAAAUGGGAAAUGGAAGAUCGAUUGUCUUCAGAAAGCGCAAGGCAACUCUUUCUUCGGGCACUGCGCUUUCAUCCAGAAUGUGCAAAACUUUAUAAAGAAUACUUUAGGAUGGAGCUGAUGCAUGCGGAAAAACUGAGGAAAGAGAAGGAAGAAUUUGAAAAAGCCAGUAUGGAUGUGGAGCAUCCUGAUUAUUCUGAAGAAAUCCUUAAGGGCGAGUUGGCACGGAUCAUCUACAAAAAUUCUGUAAGCAUAAUUAAAGGUGCAGAAUUUCACGUGUCACUGCUUUCAAUUGCACAGCUAUUUGACUUUGCCAAAGAUCUACAAAAAGAGAUUUAUGAUGACCUUCAGACUCUACACACAGAUGAUCCUCUCACUUGGGAUUAUGUAGCAAGGCGAGAAUUAGAGAUCGAGUCACAGACAGGAGAAGAGCAGCCCACAACGAAACAAGCCAAAGCAGUGGAGGUUGGCCGGAAGGAGGAGAGAUGCUGUGCUGUAUAUGAAGAGGCAGUGAAGACUCUGCCAACAGAGGCCAUGUGGAAGUGUUACAUCACCUUUUGCUUGGAAAGAUUUACUAAGAAGUCAAAUAGUGGGUUCCUUAGAGGGAAGAGGUUGGAAAGAACCAUGACUUCAUUCAGGAAGGCACAUGAACUGAAGCUUCUGUCAGAAUGCCAAUACAAGCAGUUGAUUGUUUCGUUGCUGUGUCAUAAAUUCCUGAGGGAAGCUCUGGAAGUGGCAGUAGCUGGAACUGAAUUGUUUAGAGACUCUGGGACAAUGUGGCAGCUGAAGCUGCGGGUGCUGAUCGAGUCAAAGAGUCCUGACAUAGCCAUGCUUUUUGAAGAAGCCUUUGUGCACCUGAAACCCCAGGUUUGUCUGCCAUUGUGGAUUUCCUGGGCAGAGUGGAGUGAAGAUGCCAAAAGCCAAGAAGACACUGAGGCAGUCUUUAAGAAAGCUCUCUUAGCUGUUAUAGGUGCCGACUCAGUAACCCUGAAGAAUAAGUACCUGGAUUGGGCUUAUCGAAGUGGUGGCUACAGAAAGGCCAGAGCUGUGUUUAAAAGUUUACAGGAGAGCCGUCCUUUUUCAGUUGACUUUUUCAGGAAAAUGAUUCAGUUUGAAAAGGAGCAAGAAUCCUGCAAUAUGGCGAACAUAAGAGAAUAUUAUGAGAGAGCUUUGAGAGAAUUUGGAUCCACAGAUUCUGAUCUUUGGAUGGAUUAUAUGAAAGAAGAAUUGAACCACCCCCUUGGUAGACCUGAGAACUGUGGACAGAUCUACUGGCGAGCGAUGAAAAUGUUGCAGGGAGAGUCAGCAGAGGCAUUUGUAGCUAAACAUGCUAUGCAUCAGACUGGCCAUUUGUGAAGAGGAAGAAUACAGCCUGCUUUGUGAAACAGUAUUGCAAGCAAGCCCUGGGGGCAAAUUUGUAUUAUGAGUCCAUCUGUAAUUUGCUCAGUGAUGGCAGACAAGAUGGCUGUCUGGUUUUGAGACACACUUUAUUUUAUGUUAACUUGUUAAUCUUUUUUAAAAAUUAAAAAUUUUUUAUGAUUGAGACAGG